Erpetoichthys calabaricus (reedfish) is the source of this 4705-nucleotide messenger RNA. RefSeq names its product growth factor receptor bound protein 7 (gene grb7). The record is from RefSeq and is a predicted model, not a curated record. Gene Ontology annotation, biological process: signal transduction. The transcript is spliced from 16 exons. Lineage: Eukaryota; Metazoa; Chordata; Cladistia; Polypteriformes; Polypteridae. Bases 1538 to 3337 code for a protein of 599 amino acids.
GAGUCACGCGCUUAGGGGGCUGCGACAUCGCUCCUGGAGCUGUAUCAGGCCGACACGGCAGUGAGCUGGAGGAAGUUAAACUGGGGAACUUGGUCAGGUGGCCGCAAGAAGGAAAAGAGGCAGAAGGGCCUACUCUGUGCAGCGGUGAGCUGGGAGCCAAGGGUGGUGUAGGCUUUAUGGACUGCAAGCUUAGAGUGCAUGCAAGAAAGGUAUAGAGGCAAGGCUAAAGGCAACCAUUUGGGACUCUUGAAAUCAGUGCCAGUGAGACUGUCGACUCAGGACACAGCAAAAAGAGCUGGUGACUCAGCAUCAGGACUGGCGGUAGAUUUAGUAACUCAGCCUCAAAAGAGGAGAAGACUUUGUGGUUUAGCAUCGGGAUCUGGCAGGAAGCACAGGUGACUUGCUAGCAAAGCUCAGGGUAUAGCCAGCAAGGUAGAGAGGUGGGGUGUAUAGCCAUGAGACAGAAUCUUGUUGAGCUGGCAUAUAACUGGAAUAAUCGUAACUCAGAACUAAAUAAAAUACAAAAGAAGUGACAGCCUAUUAGGGUAUAGAGGAUUGAAAUAUUAAUCGUUGUGCCAGAGUGGUCACAACAUCAGGACACACUGGAUUGCAUUAAGAGCUUUAACUCCAGAGUACACACAGCUAGUGAUCAAAGUGGGUGUGGUCAGCGCAAAUGUGGUGUCACUAGUGGCCAAUGAGAGCAGGAUUAAUCAGACUAGACGGGAUUAGUGACUAUCAAUUCAGAGUAGGAGGGGUUAGGGCCUGUCUCUCAGCAAAGGGUGUAGACUGAAGUUGGUGUUUGGGAGACAAGGGACUUUUGGACCACAGUACUUAAGACUAGUGGUGAUAUCAACUAAAUUAAUGAUUCUCAGUCAAACAAAUAGCAACUUCAGCACAGAUUGGAUUUUUUUUACUUAUUACUGGACCAGAAUGUUUGGCAGUAGGGACUGUUGAGCCUGAGCAGGCUUCUGGACAGGCUUCAUGAAUCUGUGCAGAGUAAGCAGGGUAAAGUUUGUCUGGUUGGAGUGGAAGUGGUCAGAAAAGAUUCGGCCCACAUAGGGUGGGACCAGUGAGUGUCGGUGUGUUUUGAAGUAGAAUAGACAACCUUGGUAAAACCAGAGAUAAGUGCCUGUUAGGUUCACAAAUAGGCUGGAAUAGUUCUUGGUAGGUGAAGUGGGUUGGACUAAUGUCUGUAGACCCUCACUGGCUUGUAUUAAAGAUAGAAACAUGAAAGUAUAGAAGGGUGUAGAGUCUCUUAUGUUUGAGUGGUUAGGAUUGAAUGGCUGAUACUAAUGGUCAUUGUGACACGGGUCAUACUGGCCAAACUAAAAUAGGGCAGGCUCAAUGUCACAGAGUUCAGACUUACUGAGUGUAAUUAGAAAAUCCGUAUUACAUUAUACUGUGUAGUAUAGUGACAGCAUGAGGGUAUAGUUGGGGUAGACACAGUGGAUACUAGCUGAUAAUCACAGAAAAGUGGGCAGCUACAGUGGUCCACUGAAGGACAACAGCGUGUAGAAAAAAGGAAAGAAGAAGAGAAAUGAAGGAAAACCGAACAAUGGCCUGGGGUCGGGCGUUAAAUUUGGUCCUGUGCUGUAGCUGUGUAAGGAAAAGGCGACCAGAAGAAGAGAAAAAUGCAGAACCAGAAUGCAAACGGACAAGAGGAGUCAAGUUGAGCCAGGGGACAAUGGAUAAAAGCUUAGCAGGUCAUUUUCCAGAGUGGAGAAGACAACACACACAUAUCCAAAGGGAGGGAGCAGAUACAGGAAGUUCAAUGGAUGAGGAGGGUCCUCACUCAAGGACCCAUCAGUACACAGAAAGGCAACACACAAAUGGAACAGACACCUCUCUGGAAAGUGUGGACAGCCCUUCAAUCAAGAGGUCCCAGCCUCUGUCCAUCCAACAGAGCAGACUUAAAGAAGAAGUGCCCCAGGCAUCAUCUCUGCCUUCAAUCCCCAAUCCCUUUCCUGAGCUCUGCAGCCCUUCCAAUUCUCCGAUUCUCAUUGGUUCUCCACUGGGUCAGGGCAUUUCGAACGCAGGGGCUACACAUGUUGUAAAGGUGUCAAGUGAAGAUGGAUGGUGCCGCACUCUAACUGUCACUGCUAGCACCACAGCUCGAGACAUCUGUCACCUGUUGGUUCAAAAGAUGCACUGUGUGGAUCAAGAGAGCUGGGCGCUUGUGGAGCUGCACCCGCACUUGGGAUUAGAGCGAUGUCUUGAAGACCACGAAACAGUAGUGGGGGUCCAAGCCACGUGGCCUCUUGAAGGCGAGUGUAAGUUUGUCUUCCGCAAGAACUACGCCAAGUAUGAGUUUUUUAAGAAGCCAAUGUUGUUCUUCCCAGAACACAUGAUCUCUGAUUGUGUGGACGCCAACAAAGGCAUGACCUCAUCGGAGCUCAUCCAGAAUCUGCUGAACUCAGGAAGUUGUCCGGAGAUACAGGGGUCUCUGCAUGUCAAGGACUCCACCAGGAAGGUCUGGAAAAAAUGCUACUUCUUUUUGAGGAAAUCUGGUCUCUACUUCUCCAACAAGGGUGAUUCCAAGGAACCUCGACAUUUGCAGUACGUUGCAGACCUGGAGGAACUCAACAUCUAUAGCAUCUCUCACAGCAAAAAGCUACACAGCGCCCCCACAGAAUUUGCAUUCUGCGUCAAGCCUUGCAGGAAUCGUAACCGAAACCGGGACCUUAAGUUGCUCUGUGCUGAAGAUGAGCAAAUCCGCACUUGCUGGAUCACCGCCUUCAGACUCUUUAAGUACGGCAAGCAGCUUCAGUGCAAUUACCAGCUGUCUCUGUCUAUGAAGAGUCAAGGGAGAGCCUCGGAAUCCUCCACCAAGAAAUGCCCAUCUGACAACUGCCUCGUAGCUAUGGAUUUCUCAGGAACCAUGGGAGGACGUGUCAUUGAGAACCCACGAGAGGCCCAGAGUGUGGCUUUGGAGGAAGGACAAGCCUGGAGGAAGAAAACCAAUCACAGAUACAGUCUCCCAAACAGCUGCCGCAGUUCCUUCAACACUGUGAUUCACCGUACACAAGCUUGGUUCCAUGGGGGGAUCUCACGUAAGGAAGCUCAAAGGCUGAUCAUGGAACAGGGACAUGUGGAUGGAAUUUUUCUUAUCCGUGAGAGCCAGCAGCACGCCAAAUGCUUUGUUUUAUCACUCAGUUUCCAGUUGAAAACCAAGCACUAUCUCAUCAUACCGUGUGAAGACGAUGGUCGCUUCUACUACACCAUGGACGAUGGAGAAACGCUUUUCACAGAUCUCAUCCAGCUGGUUGAGUUUCAUCAGAUCAACCGAGGAAUCCUUCCUGUGCGUCUACAGCAUUACUGCGUUCGGGUAGCUCUUUGAUUCCUCUACACUACAUAAAGGGAUCUGAACAGAACUAAAUCCAAAUGGACCCAUUCAUCCAAAGACUAAAGGGAAAUCACUUGGAUUUUGAAGAGGCAAAUUUAGAAUGGCGUAUAACAGGAAUACUGUGCACAUAAACUAAAUAUAUACUAUUAAAUAUACAUAUAUAUAUAUUUAAUAGUAUAUAUAUUUAUGUAAAACACAGUAUAGUUUAUAUUUUUUGCCAUUUUCAGGACCCGUGUCUCCUUUGGAUUACCAUCUCUCAGGGACUGAUCCUUUCUACAGCUCACCAAUGCUGACCCUGACACAUAUAUCACUUGAACUUGCAAAUCUCUAUGUGAUCAUCUGCAAAAAAAUUAAAAAUUAAACAAGUCAGACUCUUGGGGAAAAAGUAAUUUAAUGGAUGGAUGGCUAAAGACAUUUACAUGGAUAGCAAAUGUAUAAUGUAUGAUUAAUUUCUUGUCCAACAUGUCUUUUUAAGCAUGUGGUCUUCCUAAAGUCAUGCCUUCCACUGUAGUGGUGUGCAUUAUAAUUGCACAUGUAAAGUAAACAGUGGACUGGAAAUCCUCCAACAUCAUAACUAUUACAUGGCACAACUAAAUGAUGUGAGCUUUCAUCUUUAGUAACAGUGGUAUGUGACAUCCAAAAGUAUGUGUCUAUGUGCAAAAAAAUCCAAAGUCCAUAGUUAGUGCUCAGAAAUCUGUUUUUAUGAGACAGAGUACAUCAAGGGCUAGGUUUAAAAAUGGAAACAUAUUCACAGUCAGUAAAACAUCUACCCCAGUUUGAACAGUGUUACUGAAGGUGUCAAGCUGUGCAGUAAACUCAGUGGGAGCAACAACUCUGAUCUAGAAUGGAAGCAUCUGUGAAGUUACUGAGAGUGAGUAAGCUCAUAAGACACAGUCCCAUGCAGGAUUCGGCUCUAUUUUCUAGUAUUAGGCUUGCAUAUGGUGAGGUGGGUGGCUGCAGCUGCCAUUCGUCACUAAGGCAAACCAGAGUCUGUUGCUUCCUCACAGGAGUAGAGUCAAGGGCAAGGGGUGUUUUGAACUCAAAAGGCACCCACCCGGCUGACAGUUUGCUCUUUUGUCACUAGAGGGCAGACUUCUUCAAAGCUCCGGCUGUACUGCCAGCCUUUCUGCAUGCUGUUUGUUCCUUCCCUCUUAAACAGUCAACUCAACUUGAGCCAUUGAAAUGAUGAGUUUUUAAAAAUAGAUGAAUAAAAGAUGUCAACGUAGAGCAUUUACUUUUAAUAUAUUUUGUACUAAAAAAAGUAGCAUCUGUAUUGUAAACUUGCAAAGUGGCAAAUCUAUUUAUAUAUCUGUAUAUACAACCUUCAUGCCUUGAAUAAAAUUUGCCUUUCAUUUGCUUUAA